Thalassophryne amazonica is the source of this 1112-nucleotide messenger RNA. RefSeq names its product piggyBac transposable element-derived protein 5-like. Lineage: Eukaryota; Metazoa; Chordata; Actinopteri; Batrachoidiformes; Batrachoididae. The transcript is spliced from 2 exons. The record is from RefSeq and is a predicted model, not a curated record. Bases 47 to 850 code for a protein of 267 amino acids.
AUAAAUAUAGCUUUGCCAGUGUGAUUUCUUAUCACAACCGAUCAACAUGGCCAAAAGGUACUCUGUGCAGAGGGCCCUGGAAUUGAUUUUUGAUGAUGAUGUAGAGGGAGAGGAUUUAAAAGAAGAGGUUUCAGAAUUUGAAGAUCACAUUUCUGAAAAUUCAGAGUCUGACAGUGACUCUGAAGAAGAUGAUGAGAUCGAGCAUCAAGUUCCGAAACGAAGACGAGCCACAGGACCAGGCCGUCAGCAGCCAGCCACAGCCCCGGGCCGUCAGCAGCCAGCCCCAGGACCAAGCCGUCAGCAGCCAGCCACAAGACCAGAACAAGACAGUCAGCAUGGAGCAAGUGAGGAAAUAUGGAUGUCGAAAAAUUUUGAAAUUGAAUGGUCUUCUCGCCCAAGAAAAGAGCCACCCCGCAAGGCUGCCAAUAUAAUUAGGAUGCAACCAGGGCCAACACAGAUGGCAGUUACUCACACACAGGACAUCAAGUCUUCUUUUGAGCUUUUCAUCCCAGAUUCCAUCCAGAAAAUUAUUCUUGACUGCACUAAUUUAGAAGGAAGAUGUGUUUUUGGAGAGAGGUGGAAGGAAAUGGGCCAAACCCAUUUACAUGCCUACUUCGGGGUUCUUAUCCUUGCUGGAGUUUUCAGGUCCAAAGGGGAAUCCGCACAAUCCCUGUGGGAUGCAGAAACUGGCAGAGAAAUUUUCCGUGCAACAAUGUCUCUGGAAAAGAAGUGGUGCGAAGUGCGUGGACCUAAGAUGGACAGAAAAACACAAUAUACAUGCAUCAAGUGCAAAAAGUAUAUCUGCAACACACACAGUGAAACUCUGCCCCUCAUGUGUUGUAUAGGCUAGUGGCUAAAGGCCAUGUGUCCAAUGGAGCUGAUGUGUUGUCUUAACUAAUAUGUUUAUUUGUUAUGUGUUCAUGUGUUGUGCUUGGUGUUGUGCACCUGAAUGGGUUAAAUUUCUGAGUUCAAAGAAAUAAAAGUCAGUAAUUUUGAAAAACCUUGCUUCACUUGUAAAUUUGUUUCCACUCAUAUCUUGAUUUUAAUUGAUUUUCUUUAUUACGUUUUAAAUAAUAAGUUAUAAAUGUGAUCUAACAAAGGUAAAAGGCAAA